Messenger RNA from Gopherus flavomarginatus (Mexican gopher tortoise), 2341 nucleotides. It is a transcript of the gene ZCCHC17, whose product is annotated as zinc finger CCHC-type containing 17. NCBI's taxonomy places the organism in Eukaryota, Metazoa, Chordata, Testudines, Testudinidae. Gene Ontology annotation, molecular function: RNA binding; zinc ion binding. The transcript has 8 exons. The coding region runs from base 385 to 1122 and encodes 245 amino acids. The record is from RefSeq and is a predicted model, not a curated record. Gene Ontology annotation, biological process: RNA stabilization.
GGUGCGGCCACCUCUCGCCAUGUUGGUGUCAGUGUCUUUAGUGUUUCCCGCUAAGCCCAGCUCGUGGGGCCGAGGAGGGCAGCCUGGAAACCUGACCCGAGGGCAAGCGAAGGGGGGAGAACCGGAGCGCAAAUGAAAAGACUCCUGAUCGCGGCGUUCCCUUCUCAGAGAGCCUGGCGCUCGUCAAGCCAGUCUCAUGAUUCUGGGCAGCCGGACGCACGUUUUAGCUGUUGGGGUUGGCAGUCCUGGAGAUGCUGCAGCGUCCCCUUGUCUGGUUAUGCAUAGGGUUGCUCCACAGAGGGAUAACAUCUCAUAAAUGGAUUCAAAGUAAGCUGCAAGGUUAGGAAAGAAUUGUGGAGUGCAUGCUCUUAGAAAACUUCCCAAAUGAAAUCUAUGAGACCUGAGACAAUGGAGACGUUGCCUGAACUCUAUGACGUCUUCCAAGGAGAGGUUGCUGCUGUAACAGAAUAUGGGGCCUUUAUAAAAAUUCCAGGCUGCAGGAAACAAGGCCUUGUCCAUAGAACCCACAUGUCAGCCUGUCGGGUGGACAAACCCUCGGAGAUGGUAGAUGUUGGAGACAAAGUAUGGGUGAAGCUUAUUGGAAGAGAGAUGAAAGAUGACAAAUUGAAGCUGUCUCUUUCCAUGAAAGUUGUCAACCAAGGAACAGGAAAGGACCUUGAUCCAAACAAUGUUGCCCUUGAUCAGGAUGAGCGGAAGAAACGUUCAUUCAGAGACUACACUAGUCAGAAGAUUACCCUGGAAGCUGUCUUGAACACUGUCUGCAAAAAAUGUGGUUGCAAAGGUCAUUUUGCCAAAGAAUGUUUUGUGCAGCCUGGGGGAACCAAGUAUAGUCUGAUACCGGAGGAGGAUGAGACAGCAGAAUAUGAAGGUGAUAAAAAGUCCAGCCAUGCUGAGAAUUCUUCAAAGAAAAAAAAAAAGGAAAAGAAGAAGAAAAAGAAACACAAGAGCAAGAAGUCAUCAGAGUCCAACAAUUCAGACAGCUCCGACUCAGACAGUGAUGGGGCUCAGCCAGCCAGCAAGAGGGCCAAGCGUUCGGAGAAAGCCAGUAAGCCUCAGAAGAAGAAGAAGAAAAAGAAGCACAAGAAAAAGCACAAGGAAUGAGGAGGAGAGAAGCUAGAAAAGGGGCACUGGUGUUGUCAACUCCCUGCCUGCCUGCUCGCUCUAGCCUUCUAGAGUAAACUGCCUGGAGAGAGUAGAGUUAAAUCACUACACACUUGCUUCAGGGAUGAAGAACUUCCUUCUAAAAGCAGCAUUCAGCCAUUGAUGUUAAAGAUGUUGACUUUGAAAUUAGUUAUCCACUAUAAAGUUACACAGGCUGCCAUUCUCCUGCUGAGAGCCCAGUGGUUGUACCUGCCAAAAUAGAUUCAUUACUCCUAUUCAUCAGUGACUCUCCCCUCCUGUAAAAGCUUCAGGUUCCUCUGAGUGAGCUGCCAGGGCUGCAGGGAGUUCCUUUGAAACAGCAAGGAGUGUGCAGGACAGCAGCAGCGUAUCCAGUGCCUGUCAAAGGGUGACAGCUGUGCCGCUUUGGUCCCUGCCAACCAGUCCCUGCAAAACAUUAGAGGGAGCCACUCCCACACCCUGUCAGCCGACUGUCUAGUCAUGGGCACUGCCUCCCUGCUGACUGUUACAGUUAUCGCCCCUCUGCAUCUCAGUCCUGCCCUAUGGACUGUUUUUGUAUCGGUGUAACUCUGUGGCUAGGGGUGUGAUUUUUGUUACCAAUAGAGUUAUACUGGUACAACUCCUAGUGUGAGCUCAGUUAUGCUGGUAUAAAUGUCCUUAUCAUAGGCGCCGACUGCAUGUGUGCUCUGGGGCUGGAGCACCCAUGGAAAGAAAAUAGUGGGUGCUCAACCCCCACCAGCAGUCCCACAGAUCAGCGCCUCCCAACCGCCCUGAUCAGCUGUUCAGUGGUAUGCAGGAGGCGCUAGGGGAGAGAGGAUGGGAAGAGGCAGGGUGGAGUAGGGGCAGGGCCUGGGGCAGAGCAGGGGUCCAGCACUCCCAGGGAAUCACAAAGUUGGCACCUCUGAUGCAGCUUAUUCCCCUGCUGUAUGGGAAUGGCUGUACCAGUAUAAGUCAUCUUUAUACGAACGUACAUCCACUGUAGGGGGAUUGUAUUGCUUUAACCACACUGGGAUAAUAAAAGCAGAACCAUUUUUGUGUGUAGACAACCCCUCAAUCUUUCCAUUCUGCCUGUUAGCAGUGGCAGAGGGUUGGUAACAAAUCAGCUAAAUUAUGUUAUGGAGACACUCAAGGUAAACAUUAGCUUUGUCAGUAUUGCUAAUUGUGUAAAUUCUGAAAAAUAAACCUCUGAAAUGCUAAAUUA